GUGAAACCUGUAGUGAGUCAACUGCAGGGACUGGGCCUGUUUUACAGCAGUUUUGGCCUUUUUUCUCAGGUCUCCUGUUUCUGUAAUAGCACAAAGGUUUCAUCUACAUGGCCAUAAAGCUGCAGAAUACAAGCGAAGGAUGAAAAACUGGAGCAAAAAACACAAGAGACAAGAAAAUGGGGAUGAAAAUGGGUCUUCGUCUCACAACCAGAGCUCAGUCGGUGAUCCGGCAGUGCCUGUGUGGGUCACUCACACCCCCCCACCAAACAGUGGGACAGAUGACAGCGAUGGAGAUGGCAUGUCCAACUCUACGUCCUUUACUGAGAAGGAGAGCAGUGAGAACAACAGCAACACCAAGAGCAGACUGAGAUCUCUCCUACCAAAAUCACUGAGCGGGAUAAUCCGCAAGCACACGGGUGGAAGUGACUAUGAAACCACCACAACUGGGAUCCAGAUUCUUCCUAAUGGGACAAGGGUGAGCCCUCCUGUGAGUCCCUUUCUGGAGCGCAGGAACUGGGACCAAUCAUCCGGAAACUCUGCCAAAGAGUCCUGCAAGUCUUUGCUGAGGCAAACCCCUCCAGAUGAAUCUUUUUAUACAGGAAUACAACAAGAGUCUCUGCUGACCAGCAUCCACCCUGCAGAGCAUUAUGCCGCCAAGGUAGAGGUUUACCAGAAGAAGUACUCCUAUUUGAAAUCAUGGCCCGGUUUAUUGAGGCUCCUGGCUGGGCUGCAGCUCCUCUUUGGUGGUAUGGUGUUGGCAUGUGUCAUAGCCUACAUCCAGAAAGACAGCGAGUGGUACAACACGUAUGGUGUCUACAACGGAAUAAACAACAACGGACUUGGUCUGUCUGGGUACAGUUACAGAGGGCCUAUGACUCCCUUUGUUUUAGCUGUAGCCGGAGUUUCCUGGAUCAUUACUCUGAGUCUCCUGGUGAUGGGGAUGACGAUGUAUUACCGAACAAUCCUCCUCGACUCAUCCUGGUGGCCCCUGACUGAGGCGUUCAUCAACGUGGCUCUGUUCCUGCUUUACAUGGCAGGAGGGAUCGUAUAUAUAAACGACUUGAAUCGAGGGGGGCUGUGCUUCAUGACGAUCGGGGUCAACCCCAUCAUGGCCAAUCUGUGUCGGGUCGACGGAGGCCAAAUGGCUGGGACAGCGUUUAUCUUCAUUAACAUGACGAUGUACCUGGGGAGUUUCCUGGUGAGUCUUAAGAUGUGGAGGCAUGAAGCUGUUCGGAAGGUCAGGCGGGAGUUUGAGGAGCAGGGUGACUUUAACCAUUCACUUUCACUAAAUCCCCUUAAAACCAACCUAUCAUCCAGGGAUGAACCAGAUAAAUUGAUGAAUAAAGAUGAUAAGUAUAAGUGUGAACAGUCCCCUGAGGUCCAUAAAUCCCAAAUCAGUCCUAACAGAUCUACUAUGUCCAACUACACACCCGAGGUGCAUGUCAUUGCAGACUUUAUAAUGAAGUAUCCAGAGAUCAGAUCUGCAGAGGAACGGGAAAAGUACAAGGCUGUUUUUAAUGACCAGUAUCAAGAGUACAAGGACCUUCACAGAGACAUCAUCACCACCCUUCAGAAGUUCAGUGAGCUGGAUGCUAUGGUGGAACAUCUUCCCAGAAAAGGGAAAAGCCUGGAGGAUCAACAGAGGAUUCAAAAUAUAUUAAAAAAAUAUCAAGAGAAGAGAAAUGAUCCUGCUUUCGUUGAGAAGAAGGAACGCUGCGACUACCUGAAAGCUAAAUUAAGGCACAUUAAAAACAGAAUUCUGCUUUAUGACCAGGAGGCUGCAGCCAAUCAUCAGACCUGAUAAGAAAUGCAAAAUAUGGUUAUUUACUUUAUUCUUUUGGUUUUCUGAUGCAGUAUUUCACUCCAGAGGACAUUAUAAGUUCUCCUGUAGGUUAGUUUAUUAUUUUAUGUGGCAGGGAAAAUGUAUAAAAUACACUAUUCUGUCAAAGAAAAACUGCUUUGAACCAGAUUUAGCUAUUGCUAAUUUGCAUCUGAAGUCCUU
Cyprinodon variegatus (sheepshead minnow) is the source of this 2002-nucleotide messenger RNA. RefSeq names its product MARVEL domain-containing protein 2-like (gene marveld2l). Gene Ontology annotation, biological process: bicellular tight junction assembly. Gene Ontology annotation, cellular component: apical plasma membrane; cytoplasmic vesicle; bicellular tight junction. The coding region runs from base 140 to 1801 and encodes 553 amino acids. Lineage: Eukaryota; Metazoa; Chordata; Actinopteri; Cyprinodontiformes; Cyprinodontidae. The transcript is spliced from 6 exons. The record is from RefSeq and is a predicted model, not a curated record.